CCAAGUACAAAAGCCAAGUACAAAAGCCAUUGCCAAGUCACAUACUACCACAAAGUCCGACUACACCUCUCAUUACAGCAGAAAUGAGUCCACGCGACGAGGGUGUUCAAGCCCAGAGUUCCGACCUGACACAGACCACGCAUACCGAUUACACCCAGAAUAACAGCGAGGCAAAGAACAAUAUCCAGAGCAAGAAGGAAGGGGGCAGAGACAGUCAAAACAGCAGCGAAGAGAGCAACCGAAACAAGAGCCAGGAACGCGAUUAUGAACGAGAAAACGACGAUGGGAAAGAAAAAAUGAAGGAGCAUGAAGAGAGCAACGACGAGCACAACAACGAAGGAAAGGAAGAGUCUGAGCAGCAAUCCGGAGAUGCCGAAUCAAGCAAUGGCGUUGGCAAUGGCGGAUCCAAGCAUCCCAAAGUGAGCAAGGAGGCACUUGAAGGGCCCCAGUCACCGGCCCCAACGACGAAAUAUAACUUUGAUGAAGAGGCAAAGAACGAUGGCGCCGGUACGAAGUCCGGUAAAGAUAAAACCGACAAAUCCAAGGAUCAGAAGAAAGACUCAGACGAUAAGAAAGACAAGUCCUCCGAGCACAAGCACGGUGGGGCCUUGGGGCAUAUAAAAGACAAAUUGCAUGGGCAUCAUGGACGGUAGUUCCUCUUGGGGGAGAAAUUGUAUAUAGCCCGUCUUCUCUCCGUGACAUGGGCAACGUUGGAUAAAGCAGCGUUUCUGCCCGGCGUGUAAAAAGGCA
Aspergillus ruber CBS 135680 is the source of this 750-nucleotide messenger RNA. RefSeq lists its product as uncharacterized. Bases 84 to 653 code for a protein of 189 amino acids. The transcript is spliced from 2 exons. NCBI's taxonomy places the organism in Eukaryota, Fungi, Ascomycota, Eurotiomycetes, Eurotiales, Aspergillaceae. The record is from RefSeq and is a predicted model, not a curated record.